Messenger RNA from Rangifer tarandus platyrhynchus (Svalbard reindeer), 2691 nucleotides. NCBI's taxonomy places the organism in Eukaryota, Metazoa, Chordata, Mammalia, Artiodactyla, Cervidae. The record is from the annotation of a GenBank genome assembly.
AUGCCCAUCCUGAAGAGUCUAGGGGUGGCAGACUCUAAGGUGCCCCGGGCAGGGACACUGCCUCUGAGGUCCUCUCGGAACCCCUUUGAGGAAGUCUCAGGACUGGAAGAAGAGGAGGCUGGGGAGCUGGGGGCUCUGCCCAAUGGAACGUCAUGUCGUCGCCGAGCCACCCUGGAGAAGCUGGCAGGCCUGUCCCCCUUCCGGCUGGGCAAAACCCCCGGCCGGCGGGCAGGCAGCCCCGGGGAUGGGCAGCCUCGCUCUUUCCUGGGCCGGGUGCUGUCGCCAGGAAUUCGCAGGAGCUCAGCAGACUUUGGCCUCCUGGCCAGGCUUCAGGGGAUCCGAGCCCAGGGCGAUGAGGAGGCAGCUGGAGAGGCUGCACGGAGACUGGCCUUCCUGAGACUGGGGCGCGGGCCCAAGCCCCGGCGGGCAUCACUGGCUGAGAGGGUGGUGCCCGCAGGUGAGGCUGCUCCCGAGCCCCCGCCCAAGGUCCCAGAGCCCCCGAAGGUGAAAGAGCCCUUGUCAGUGUUGGAGAUCCUGAGCUUGAUCCAGCAGCGUGAGCUCGCGCGGGCCGACGAGCACAUCUUGGAGCUAGAGGCCGAAGAGCUGGCGUCGUCGGGGGGCGGCGCGCCCGGGCCGCCCAAGGCCGAGGGCGCGGGCGGCGGCCGCCGGGCGCGGGACGUGGCUCUGCUCUACGAGGCCCUGCAGCGCGAGAUGUGGGCGCUGGUGCGCGAGACGCUGGCGGGCCCCGGGCUGGGCGCGGGCGCUGGGGCGGGCGCCGUGGCGCAGCUGGGCCAGGUGUUGGUGCAGGAGGAGGCGGCCGACGGGCGCCGGGGACCCGAGGCUGCCCGCAAGCUGCGCGCCCGCUGGGCCGAGGCGGUGGCGCGCGCGGCCCGGGAGCGCCUGGAGGCGGCGGCGCCCGGGGCGCCCGGGGGCCUGGCCGGGCAGCUGGAGGCGCUGCGGGGACGGCUGCUGGAGGACAUGGGCGUCGUGCGGGGCCGCCUGGCGCCCUCCUACCCAGCCGGCCUGGGCGCCUUCGGUAUCUACCUGCGCGGCUACCACGGCGCGCUGGCCGAGUGGAUCGGGGCCGCCGCCCGCCGGAGGCUGCCGCUGGCCGACCGCUACGCGCUGCUGCACUGGCACAACCAGGUGUACCCCAGAGAGGUCCUAGGUCUGGUGGACAUGGUUGCUCUGGAGAACGGGGAGCUGGGGCCCCUUCUGUCGCCCGGCACCCUUCGUGGCUUGGAGGAUGAAUGCGUCACAGACGUGAAGGCUCAGACGCGGGCAGCCCUGCUUCGAGUGCUGCAGGAGGACGGGGAGCACUGGGGGAGCACGGAAGACUGGUCCAGCAACCUGGCCCAGGACGUGUGUGAGCUGCUGGAAGAGCACACAGAGCGAGCGCCCCACAUCAGCCAGGAGUUUGGGGAGCGGAUGGCCCACUGCUGCCUAGGAGGGCUGGCAGAGUUUCUGCAGAGCUUCCAGCAGCGUGUGGAGCGAUUCCAUGACAACCCAGGAGUCCGCGAGCUGCCACCCGACACCUACAUCAGCAGGACCAUCUCCCUGGUCAACUGUGGCCCCCCUCUGAGGGCUCUGGCGGAGCGCCUGGCCCGAGUAGGGCCCCCUGAGAGUGAGCCGGCCCGGGAAGCGGCAGCCAGCGCUCUGGACCGUGUGAUCCGACUCUGCCACCGCGUCCUGACUGACCUACUGUUCCAGGAGCUGCAGCCGCACUUUAGCAAGCUGAUGCGCAGGAAGUGGCUGAGCAGCUCGGAGGCCCUGGAUGGCAUCGUGGGCACGCUGGGCGCUAAGGCCCUCGCACUGCGCAGAAUGCAGGACGAGCCUUACCAGGCACUGGUGGCCGAGCUGCACCGGCGGGCGCUCGUCGAGUACGUGCGGCCUCUGUUCCGCGGGCGCCUGCGCUGUGGUUCCGCGCGGACCCGCAGCCGCGUGGCCGGGAGGCUCCGGGAGGACGCCGCGCAGCUGGAGAGGCUGUUCCGACGGCUGGAGUCCCAGGCCUCGUGGCUGGACGCCGUGGUGCCCCGUUUGGCCGAAGUUCUCCGCCUGGAAGACACGCCGAGCAUCCAGAUGGAGGUGGGGGUGCUGGUGCGGGACUACCCGGACAUCAGGCAGAAGCACGUGGCAACGCUCCUUGACAUCCGUGGUCUGCGCCACACAGCCGCCCGCCAGGAGAUCCUGGCGGUGACCCGGGACCUGGAACUCUGCGAGGUAGCAGCCCUGUCCCCCCCUCGGGACCGUGCCUUCUUCGCAGACAUCCCCGUGCCCCGGCCACCUAUCUGCCUCAGCCUCCCUCUCUUCCUGGGCCGCCUCCUCUCCCCGCUGGCCUGCUUGCCCUGGCCUCGGCCUCCGUCUCCUUCUCCAUUACGGCGGCCCCAGGCUGUAGAUGUCCUGGAUGGCUGCGGAGUCAGCUUGUGCGCCCUCGUCCCGGUUCAGCUCCCGACACAAGGCCUGCAGCGCCUCCGAGAUCCCGCGACCACCGCCACCUGCCUCAUCGUGGCGCCCGUCCGUGUCUCCCUUCCACUGAGCGCUGCCCACAACUGCCCACAACCAUCCGUGCCAAAGCGCACGACGGCUCUCCGAUGGUCUACAUCCGCGCUUCGCCUCAAAAAAGUCCGUUUCUUCCCCAGGGCUCCGAGCCUGUCCUUCCCCGGAAAUGUGAUAAAAAGCAUAUCGUCUUAA